Molecule: messenger RNA, 764 nt
Organism: Juglans microcarpa x Juglans regia
Lineage: Eukaryota; Viridiplantae; Streptophyta; Magnoliopsida; Fagales; Juglandaceae
Exons: 3
Coding region: 158-610 (150 amino acids)
Source: RefSeq, a predicted model, not a curated record
AGUACUAUACAGCCUCCCCAUUUUAUCUACACCGCAUGAAUUUCUGACAACCUUUUUUUUUUAAUAUCUCUUAAUCCUAUUCGAAAUCUCUAUUUUCCACCCCACUCAUUUUCUCUCUCCCUCCUUCCCUCUCCUGGCAUUUCCCUCCCAGCCCCCCAUGUCCCCACUCUGCCGUCCCACCAUGGCAUUUUCCCCAUCCCUUGCGUCGUACAGAAGCCCCCCUCCCCUACGUCAGACGAAAGCCCCCUACCUUCUCCCUCUCAUUUUCCCCCUCCCCUGCAUUAGAUCGAAAGCCCCCUACCUAUACCAGUCCGUGCGAGCUCCUCCCCCACUGGGAUAUGUUGGUCCCGAAAAUCCAUACCACCCGGUGUAUAUGAUGCCUUUAUAUACGUAUCCACAUCGAUAUUCGUAUCAUUGGGGUAACCAACAUCCUCCAACUAUGUCCUACCCUCCGUCGAGUAAUCUGGAGCGAUUCCAAGAGACCUCCCAACACCCAGUUCAAUCAUCAACUAUGCCUGAUGAAAGUGAAGAGAGAAUGAGUAUAAUGAAUGAUGGCUUUGUUUCAGUCAUGGACGUGGAUGACGAGUUCAGAGUCAGAAAUGUGUUCUAGGUUGAUACACGAAGUCGAGCGGCAUGAGUACUUCGGAGAUAUUAUCACAUUUGAUACAACGUAUUUAACAAAUAGGUACGAUAUGCCUUUCACUUCCUUUAUUGGUGUAAACCAUCAUGGGCAGUCCAUAUUGUUAGGGGGCUGAUACAAAUAU